AUUGUCACUGAACCUAGACUCCUCCUUAACCCCCACCCCUUCACCCCAGAUGCAACCCCCCCAGAGCAUCGCCAUAGCAGGCGCCAGCGACGUCUCCAAAUACCUCAUCGAGGAACUCCUCCUCACCCCCAAUCGACCACGUAUCACACUCCUCACGCGAUCCCUAGCCAACAGACCAUGGUUUACCACAAACCCACACAUCAGCAUCCGCGUAACGGAGUACACCGCACCAGCGCUACAAUCUGUCCUCGACGACGUUGAAGCAACCGUUCUUUUCUCUUUCCUCCACUCCAACGACACGGGCGUCUACAACACCGCCCACGAAGCCAUGUAUCAAGCGUGCAAAGCGAGUCGCACCUGUCGCCGCUUUGUGCCCUCUGAUUAUGGAGGCGAUAUUGAGCGCUUUCCGGGGCUGCCAAGGUUCUAUGAUGCGACGCAUCGCGCGUUUCGGGAGAAGGUCCUCGAAGGUGAGAGUGGGGAUGAUGACCACCGCAUGGAGUGGACUGUCGUAAAUGGCGGGUGGUUCAUGGAUUACUUCGCUCAGGGAAGUGCCGUUGAUCCCACUGCUCUUGCUUAUCGGGAGUUAGACGAUAGCCAGGGCAGCGAGGUGGGUACGGUGCCGUCCUUCGACCCGACUAGGGUCCGGUCGUAUAUGAAACCACUUCCGGGAAUCUGGCCGCUUGACCUUGAUACCUUUUCGGCGGUUAUACCAGGCACUGGGGACGAGCCGAUCGGGUGGACGGCUGCGCGGGAUGUCGCGAAGGCAUUGGUAAGGCUGGUUCAGGCGCCGCGAGGGACAUGGGAGAGGCACACGUAUGUUGUGGGUGAGAUUGGGACGUGGAAUCGGGCGGUGGAGACUGUGGAGAGGUUCUUCGGGAGGAGGGUUCAGGUGUCGAGGAACCCAGAGAGUGACAUCUUCGCUGCUGUGCAGGAUGAGACGCUGGGGCCGGAGAAGCGGGCCAUUGCGUUCAUGGAUGAGUGGAAUGUGAUGGGUGCUAGUGCGGUGCCUAUAGAUAGGGUUUUGGCGCAGCGCGAGAAGUUCUUUUCUGAUGUGGAGUUUCGAGGUGUUGAGGUUUUUUUGAGGGAUGCGUUUCAGGGGAGCCACGAGCGUAUGGUCUGAUCGUGUAGAUGGGGCUUGAA
Aspergillus campestris IBT 28561 is the source of this 1140-nucleotide messenger RNA. RefSeq names its product NAD(P)-binding protein. The transcript has a single exon. The record is from RefSeq and is a predicted model, not a curated record. The coding region runs from base 50 to 1120 and encodes 356 amino acids. NCBI's taxonomy places the organism in Eukaryota, Fungi, Ascomycota, Eurotiomycetes, Eurotiales, Aspergillaceae.